Molecule: messenger RNA, 600 nt
Organism: Nymphaea colorata (pocket water lily)
Lineage: Eukaryota; Viridiplantae; Streptophyta; Magnoliopsida; Nymphaeales; Nymphaeaceae
Product: sulfide:quinone oxidoreductase, mitochondrial-like
Exons: 1
Coding region: 1-600 (199 amino acids)
Cellular component (GO): mitochondrion
Molecular function (GO): FAD binding; sulfide:quinone oxidoreductase activity
Source: RefSeq, a predicted model, not a curated record
AUGCGCACCACCUCCUUCCUUCGCUUCUGUUUCGCCUCCCACACCCGCUACUGCAUCGUCGGCUUGGGCAGCGGCGGGCUCAGUCUCACAUCCCACCUCCUGCGUUCGGGAAUCCAUCCAUCUGAGAUUAGAGUCAUUGACCCAGCUCCCAAGCAUUACUACCAGCCGGGAUGGACCAUGGUCGGAGCAGGACUGUGGAAUAUCUUGUCCACCGAAGCUUCCAUGGAAGAAGUAACGCCCAAGGAUAUCACUUUCAGCAAGGAUCGACUCAAACUGGUGAAGCCAGAUGAGAAUAAGGUUGUAUGCGAAAGCGGUCAGGAGUACACUUACGACGAGCUCAUCCUAGGCACAGGAUUCAAGCUACAAUAUGAGAAAGUGCAGGGCUUGAAGGAAGCUCUGGAUGAUCCCAAUUCCAACGUUGCCUCCAUCUAUGAGCUUAAAUAUGCUGAGAAAGUAGCCAAACUUGGAGAAAAACUAACAUCUGGAAAGGCCAUCUUCACAGAGCCUGCCUUGCCGAUCAAAUGCGCGGGAGCUCCUCAAAAAAUUCUCUACCUAUGGAGUGACAAAUGGCAGAAGAAGAAUCUUCCAGUCAGCGUAUAG